Hemisphaericaspora subhashii is the source of this 1143-nucleotide messenger RNA. RefSeq lists its product as uncharacterized. The record is from RefSeq and is a predicted model, not a curated record. Lineage: Eukaryota; Fungi; Ascomycota; Pichiomycetes; Serinales; Debaryomycetaceae. The transcript has a single exon. The coding region runs from base 1 to 1143 and encodes 380 amino acids. Gene Ontology annotation, biological process: cellular response to amino acid stimulus; cellular response to starvation; positive regulation of TOR signaling. Gene Ontology annotation, molecular function: GTPase activity; GTP binding. Gene Ontology annotation, cellular component: nucleus; fungal-type vacuole membrane; Gtr1-Gtr2 GTPase complex.
AUGGAAGGACGAAAAGAUACAAAUGCUACCAUUUUAUUGAUGGGACUUCGUAGAGGUGGUAAAUCAUCAAUUUGUAAAGUUGUAUUUCAUAAUAUGCAACCAUUAGAUACUUUAUAUUUAGAAAGUACAAGUAAACCAACUACAGAACAAUUCUCAUCAUUAAUUGACUUAUCGGUAAUGGAACUACCUGGACAAUUGAAUUAUUUUGAACCAAAUUAUGAUUCAGAACGGUUAUUUUCAAGUAUUGGUGCCUUAGUUUAUGUUAUUGAUUCACAAGAUGAAUAUCUUAAUGCUUUAACUAAUUUAUCCAUGAUUAUUGAAUUUGCUUAUAAAGUUAACCCCAAGAUUAAUAUUGAAGUUUUAAUUCAUAAAAUUGAUGGUUUGUCUGAAGAUUAUAGAAUUGAUGCUCAAAGAGAUAUAAUGCAAAGAACUGGAGAUGAAUUAUUAGAUUUAGGAUUAGAAGGGGUACAAGUUUCGUUUUAUUUAACUUCAAUAUUUGAUCAUUCAAUUUAUGAAGCAUUUUCAAGAAUUGUUCAAAAAUUAAUACCAGAAUUAUCAAGUUUAGAGAAUAUGUUAGAUAAUUUAGUUCAACAUUCUUCAAUUGAUAAAGUAUUUUUAUUUGAUGUUAAUUCAAAGAUUUAUGUUGCUACUGAUUCUUCUCCUGUUGAUAUUCAAACUUAUGAAGUUUGUGCUGAAUUUAUUGAUAUAACCAUAGAUUUAGAUGAUUUAUAUCUUGAAAACGAUAGAAAUAGGAAUGCUAGAAUGAAUAAGAACAACACCGAUGAACAGCCUCAUCAAGGAAAAGAAUUGAAAUCAAUUAGUCAUUUAUCAAAUGGUUAUAUACUAUAUUUAAAACAAAUGAUUAGAGGAUUGGCAUUAGUUGCAUUGAUACGAAACGAUGAUACUACCAGAACCAUGAAUAGAACCAUUGAUAUUAAUAGUGCUGGUGGUACUGAUGUAUCUAAUCUAGAUGAUAAUCAAGAUAAAUCAUUAGCUAUAAUUGAUUAUAAUGUCAAUUUAUUCAAAGAAUCUUUAAUGAAGAUAUGGGAGAGUUCUCGUUUGAAUGCAGAACAACAUGGAAAUAAUAUCAAUCAUACAACUUCCAAUGGAAAUGGUACUGAUCAUCUGUCGUUACCAAUCUAG